GGUGACCGGGCUCACAGCGGCCGCCUGAGGCCGGGCGGGCGGGAUGUUACGGGGUCUGGGCAGCUGGUUUGGCUUGGAACAGGCGUCCGCAGGGGGUGAACCCCCGGCCGGGGGUAGCCUCGAAGAGGCGACCGAGGCAGGGAAUGAGCCCGAGCCGCGGGAAGGAGACGAGGAGCCUCUUCUCCACCAGGCCAAAGGCCUCGGCAAUUACCUAUUUAACUUUGCCACUGCUGCUACAAAAAAGAUAACGGAAUCAGUUGCUGAAACAGCACAAACAAUAAAGAAGUCAGUAGAAGAAGGGAAAAUAGAUGAUAUCAUUGAUAAGGUACAAGCAGCAGUGCCUCCAUGGGUUGACAGUAAUGAAGAAGAAACAAUUCAGCAACAAAUAUUGGCCUUAUCUGCAGACAAAAGAAACUUCCUGCGUGAUCCACCAGUGGGUGUUCAGUUUAAUUUCGACUUUGAUCAAAUGUAUCCUGUUGCUAUGGUAAUGCUUCAAGAAGAUGAACUGCUGAACAGAAUGAGAUUUGACCUUGUUCCUAAACAUGUAAAAGAGGAAGUGUUUUGGAGGAAUUACUUUUAUCGUGUCUCCCUGAUUAAACAGUCUGCACAGCUGACUGCGUUGGCAGCCCAGCAACAAGCCGUAGGAAAGGAGGAGAAGAACAGUGGCAGAGAAGGCGAUUCACAGCUGACAGAGGCAGUACGACCUAAAACACCACCUGUUGGAAUUAAAUCUCAGCUUAAACCUCAAGAGGAUGAGGAAGAGAUAUCAACUAGCCCUGGUGUAUCUGAAUUUGUUAGUGAUGCCUUUGAUGCUUGCAACUUUAAUCAGGAAGACCUAAGAAAGGAGAUGGAACAGUUGGUGCUUGACAAAAAGGAAGGAGAAAUGACUGUAUUGGAAGAAGAAUCUGCAGAUUGGGAAAAAGAACUACAGCAGGAACUUCAGGAAUAUGAAGUGGUGACAGAAUCAGAGAAGCGGGAUGAAAACUGGGACAAAGAAAUUGAAGAAAUGCUUCAGGAAGGAAAUUAACUGUUUCAUGGAAUACAACAUAAUCUUUAAAUGUUCCAUACACUGACAUGAAAUUCUGUUAGUCUGGACUCCCCCAAAUGUGGAGAAACUGAAGAGUAUAUAAUGGCAUAUUGAGGAUCAGUAUGUAGGGAAACAACCAGCAUUAUUUUUUUCUUUAAAAUUAAAUAUAGUUUAUUCCUAAUAAUCACAAGUGUAUGUUUCACAUAACAAUAGCUUAUUUGAAUAUAACUUAGAAAUCCGAUAUGUAGGCUAUGUUGAGGUAAAGGUAGCAGAAAAUGAAGAUUUUAGAAUACUACAUUUUCUGAGGUUAAAAGUAGGACAUCAUUAAUUUAUUCUUCAUGCAGAGUUUUAUAAAAUUUCUUCAUGUUUGUAGUUUUAUCACUGUACAUAUGCAUUAAAAUACUUAAUUCUCUUUAAUUAUUAUCUCCUAAAUGACCAAACCAUGCCAAAGAACUUAGAGGAAAUAUUUCAGAAUUACUGUAUGGGAGUAGCUUCUUUUGGUAAGUACUUUCAGAAAACCUACCUAGAAGCCAAAAAAUUUACUUCAUGUUGAUUUUUAAUAGCUUAACCCUGGCAUUGUUUGUAGUUUCUAAUUAGAAAAACAUUGUUAUAGUGUGGAUUUCUUUUUAAAAAAAUGGGGAGAGGGGAGAGCUUCAUGUUUUUUGACAAUACAUAAUUUUAAUGAUUUUCUUUUUGAAUUACAUGCCACUACCAUUUCAGAUCUUGUAGACUUUUGAACCUUUUUGUAUUAAUGGUACUCAGAAGAUAUUUAAAUUUACAUUUAUUUUUUCUUGUUUAAGUAGAGCUGAUGUAUAUAAAUACUUUAGCUUCAUUAAUACUAAUUAAAGUUUUGUAUUUAUAAAA
Vombatus ursinus (common wombat) is the source of this 1891-nucleotide messenger RNA. RefSeq names its product synapse associated protein 1 (gene SYAP1). Lineage: Eukaryota; Metazoa; Chordata; Mammalia; Diprotodontia; Vombatidae. The transcript has 8 exons. Gene Ontology annotation, cellular component: cytoplasm; synapse. The record is from RefSeq and is a predicted model, not a curated record. The coding region runs from base 44 to 1027 and encodes 327 amino acids.